UAACAACAAGGAAGUGACCGAGUAGCCAUCAGACUGCUGUCAAGAUGGCACCGAGUGGGCUGAAAGCGGUAGUUGGAGAAAAAAUCCUAAAUGGGGUCAUCAAGAGUGUGAAGAAGGAUGGAGAAUGGAAGGUUCUUAUUGUGGAUCACAUGAGCAUGCGGAUUCUGUCCUCUUGCUGCAAGAUGUCUGACAUUUUGGCAGAGGGGGUCACCAUUGUGGAGGACAUCAACAAACGCAGGGAGCCCAUCUCCAGUUUGGAGGCCAUUUAUUUGAUUUCACCUGUGGAGAAGUCAGUCCGUGCCCUCAUUAACGACUUCAAAGACGCGACCUUCACUUACAAAGCGGCACACAUCUUCUUCACUGAUACUUGUCCAGAUGGUCUCUUUGCCGAGAUUGGGAGAUCCAGAAUUGCCAAGGUCAUCAAGACUUUAAAAGAGAUCAAUGUCGCUUUCCUGCCAUAUGAGUCUCAGGUGUUCUCCCUGGAUGAUGCAACCUCCUUGUACUCCUUCUACAGCUCUAAGCCGAAUGAAAAUAAAGACAAAAUGAUGGAAAAUCUGGCAGAGCAGAUCGCGACCCUGUGUGAUACUCUCAAGGAGUACCCUGCAAUUCGUUACCGCAAGGGACCAGAGGAGAAUGCUAGGCUGGCUGAAGAAGUCUACCAGCGCCUCACUGCUCACAAAGCUGACAACCCAAGCAUGGGAGAGGGUGCAGACAAGGCGCGAUCCCAGCUGCUGAUUGUCGAUCGUGGCUUUGACCCCAUCUCGCCUAUUCUACAUGAGCUGACCUUCCAGGCAAUGGCCUACGACUUGCUAGAUAUCAAACAGGAUAUCUAUUCUUACCAGACAACUGGCAUUGGGAAUUCAAAUGACAGAGAAGUGUUAUUGGACGAAGAUGACGAGCUCUGGGUUCAGCUCAGACACAUGCACAUUGCUGAUGUCACUAAGAAAGUGACGGAGCUUCUUCGCACCUUUUGUGAAAGCAAGAGAAUGUGCACUGACAACGCCAACAUAAAAGAUCUCUCUCAGAUGUUAAAAAAGAUGCCACAGUACCAGAAGGAGCUGAGCAUGUACUCUACUCACUUGCACCUAGCCGAAGCUUGUAUGAAGAAAUUCAAGGCCUCUCUUGAUAAGCUUUGUGAAGUGGAACAGGACCUGGCAAUGGGAUCAACUGCAGAAGGGGAACAGCUAAAGGACGCCAUGAAGAGCAUUGUCCCUGUUCUCCUGAACAAUGAGAUUGAGGCCUAUGACAAAAUCCGCAUCAUACUGCUGUACAUAUUCCACAAGAAAAAAGGCAUCGGGGAGGAGAACCUUGCCAAGCUCAUCCAGCACGCAAACAUACAGGCCGACAGCAACAUCAUCACCAACCUGCAGAAUCUGGGCUGUAACAUCAUAGCUGGGGGCCGCAAUGCUGGGAAAACGCUGCCAGACAGGAAGGAGCGCACAGAGAGCACAUACCAGCUCUCCAGAUGGACGCCCAUCAUCAAGGACAUCAUGGAGAAUGCCAUAGACGACAAACUGGACAGAAAGCAGUGGCCAUUCAUCUCUGAUCCUGCUCCCAUCAACACAACUCAGACUGCAGUCAGCAGCGCACGUUUUGGACACUGGCACAAAAAUAAAUCUCCAACAGAAUACCGCACUGGCCCUCGGCUUAUUAUAUUUGUGAUUGGUGGGGUGUCACAUUCAGAGAUGCGCUCUGCGUAUGAAGUCACUCGAGCCACCGAUGGGAAAUGGGAAGUGCUGAUUGGGUCUUCUCACGUCAUGACUCCAACCAGCUUCCUGAAUGACCUGAAGAGUCUCGACCAGGUUCCUAAUCCUGAUUGUUAGGUGGUUAGACUCCAGAUGGGGGAGAGCGCACUGGAAUAAGGGUUAAGCAUUUUCUGUCACAGCAUCCCUGACGUCUGAAGUGAAACAUGACAAAUCUUAGAUGUAGCCAUGGAAGGAAACAUUUGUGAUUCUUGAUUUUUUUUUAGUACGGUCCUUUUUAUUGUGUGUUGUGAAUUGGGUUCUGUAUACUGCUGUGAUUAAAAAAAUGUAUGAAAAUAUUUAAUUAGACAUUAAUAUUUAGAUUAUUUUACUGUUCUCGUUCAAAUUCUUAUUUUUGUUACUACAAUAUAUACGUGUGUGAUUGUCCCUAAUUUUGUUAUUAAAAAAUUGCAUCAUUCCCACAAAACUGGAUCAUCUCACACCAAAAAUCAAGUCUUAAUGUAGAUGUAUAUAAGUCAGUAGAAGUUGUAUCAUAUAUCCAGUGAUAUGAAGUGUGGAAUACCUUUUUUCUCCAGGUACCUUUGUCUUUAAUGUCUGAGAAAUUUUACCCUAGACAAAAUGUCUCAACUGCUGUCUUACGAGAUCUUGCACAUUUACCAAAUACGUUAAUAUAUUGCUGGGAGAAAGUGUGGUGGGUGUUUGUUUCUUUGCUGUUUUAAAUAAGAAAUAAAAGAAACAUGAUAUUCACUUUAAA
This is a messenger RNA of Epinephelus moara (kelp grouper), 2457 nucleotides long. RefSeq names its product syntaxin binding protein 2 (gene stxbp2). Gene Ontology annotation, biological process: neurotransmitter secretion; intracellular protein transport; vesicle-mediated transport. The transcript is spliced from 19 exons. NCBI's taxonomy places the organism in Eukaryota, Metazoa, Chordata, Actinopteri, Perciformes, Serranidae. Gene Ontology annotation, cellular component: secretory granule; plasma membrane. The record is from RefSeq and is a predicted model, not a curated record. Gene Ontology annotation, molecular function: syntaxin-3 binding. The coding region runs from base 45 to 1823 and encodes 592 amino acids.